UAAUGGCCACAACGAUUGUACAUUCGACUCACUUGCGAUGUCUCUUAAGAAUAGGACCAUGCUUAAGGACGCAGCGAAUUGGGCGUAUAUGUCUGCAAACGAGAGGCUUUGCCACUGCGUCUGAUGGAGAGAGCAAAGUACCCAAAAUUUACACGAAGACAGGAGAUAAAGGGUUUUCAAGCACAUUCACAGGGGAGAGACGCCCAAAAGAAGACCACAUCUUUGAGGCCCUUGGGUCCACAGAUGAAUUGUCGUCGGCGAUUGGGCUGGCGAGAGAGUUCUGCGCUGACCAAGGACACACGUUCAUAGAUCAAUUAGACAAGAUCCAGUGUGUCCUACAAGAUGUAGGUUCUAAUGUUGCUACUCCCCGUUCAUCAGCAAGAGACGCACACAUUAAGAAGACCAAGUUUAGCAGUCAGCCAGUGUCAGACCUGGAGUGUUGGAUUGAUGCAUACACAGAGGAACUGCCUCCACUGACCAGCUUCAUAUUACCUUCUGGUGGCAAAAGCGGCGCAGCCCUGCAUGUGGCCAGAGCAAUGUGCCGGCGGGCAGAGCGCGGCGUCGCACCUAUCGUGCGUUCGGGAGAAGCAGAUCCCGACGUCGCCAGAUAUUUAAACAGGCUGAGCGACUACCUGUUCACAUUGGCAAGGUACACGGCCAUGAAAGAGGGUAAAGAGGAGAAGAUCUACAGAAGACCCGAGUGAGAACCAGAGGAUGGAGAGCAAACCACAGAUGAGGACCUUACCUGUCCCCCAGGAUGGAACUUGCCAUCCCAAUGGAACUUCAUGCAGGAGAGCACAACAGAGAGUGUUGUUUUCCUGUU
Messenger RNA from Chanos chanos (milkfish), 823 nucleotides. RefSeq names its product metabolism of cobalamin associated B (gene mmab). Bases 3 to 704 code for a protein of 233 amino acids. Gene Ontology annotation, molecular function: corrinoid adenosyltransferase activity. Lineage: Eukaryota; Metazoa; Chordata; Actinopteri; Gonorynchiformes; Chanidae. The transcript is spliced from 9 exons. The record is from RefSeq and is a predicted model, not a curated record.